Strongylus vulgaris is the source of this 672-nucleotide messenger RNA. Lineage: Eukaryota; Metazoa; Nematoda; Chromadorea; Rhabditida; Strongylidae. The record is from the annotation of a GenBank genome assembly.
UUUGAAAAAUACGUCCGGGAACUCAUUAGCGUUGAUGAUGUAAUGGAAGAUGAGGAACUCGCCCUCGGACCAAAUGGAGCGCUUGUGUUUUGCAUGGAAUAUCUGGUUCAGAAUAUGGAGUGGCUCCACGAUGAACUUUGUGAAGGCGAAGAUGAUUACUUCAUCUUCGAUUGCCCUGGUCAGAUUGAGCUCUAUAGUCACCUGCCAAUUAUGCGCCAGCUGGUUGACGCUUUGAGAGCUUGGGACUUCAAUGUUUGCUCAGUAUUUCUUAUUGACACACAUUUUGUGCUGGAGGCUGAAAAGUUUAUUGCUGGUGCGCUAACUGCUCUGUCAGCAAUGAUAGCUAUUGAAACUCCUUGCGUAAAUGUGCUCACGAAGAUGGAUUUGUUAUCAGAGAGGAAUAAGGCUUUGGUGGAGGAUUUUCUUGAGACGGAUACGAGAAGCAUUGUAGAACAUGAUACCACGCACAUGUGGAAUGAGCGACAUCGUCAGUUGACCAAAACAAUUGCGCAAGUACUCGAGGAUUACUCGAUAGUAAAGUUUGUCCCUCUGAAUUCGGAUGAUGAGGAGAGCGUUGAACAAUUAUUACUUGUAAUCGACACUACUAUCCAGUAUGGAGAAGACCUCGAAGUUAAGGACAGGUUCCCAGAAGAACAAGACCCAGAGGAGUAG